Molecule: messenger RNA, 426 nt
Organism: Paramecium tetraurelia
Lineage: Eukaryota; Ciliophora; Oligohymenophorea; Peniculida; Parameciidae
Exons: 2
Source: RefSeq, a predicted model, not a curated record
AUGCUUCGGAUAUAUUUAUUAAACAUUAGUAACACUCAUUAUGUUUAUUUCAGAAAUGGGGAGAAAGGAAAACAAAAGUAUAAAAAGGAAUUGACAAAAAAAAUAAAUGUUAGAAAAAACAUUUUAUCAGACCCUCCUUCCCCUUAGAGAUGUAAAAUGAUAACAAAAAAGACCCUCAAAAAUAAAAAUUUGAAGUUUACUAAAUAAAACAGAUAAGUUAAGGAGGAGACUUUAUAAAUUGAACUAAAUAUAAUUAGUCAUAAAACUAUCCGAAUUACAAUGCAGUUAAAGCCAUAAAAUGCUAUUAAGUAUUUAUUAUUUUGUAGUAUAAAAAAUAAAUUAUCACUCUCACAAACAAUUCUAAGUAAAUAGAAUUGUUAGGAAAUUCUUAUAUAAAAUGUUCAUAUGAUUGAAUUAAUAAUAUGA